Molecule: messenger RNA, 1316 nt
Organism: Colletotrichum godetiae
Lineage: Eukaryota; Fungi; Ascomycota; Sordariomycetes; Glomerellales; Glomerellaceae
Exons: 1
Coding region: 357-845 (162 amino acids)
Source: RefSeq, a predicted model, not a curated record
AUUAAGAAUCAGGCAUUACGUUGUCAACGAUACGAAACACGGCGAUGAAGGAAAAUGGACCUUGAUUAAUUCGCUGGUAUGCUCCAUCAUUCUUCAUGCUCCGGCUCUGCUUCUGCACGUACAGAUGCAAUGGUACUGCGAGCCGUGAUGUGUGUCUCCUCGGUAUCUGUCUAUGGUGCAAAUGGUCAUUUUCAUCCACUUCGAGGCUCGUGUAACGUCUUGUUUGGUCUUAAGGACGUUUCGCCCUGUUGUAAACGGCCGGCACGGAUGGCUGGUAUGACUUUAUCUCCUACCGCUACUCUUCUUAUUCAUUGGGAGAUCAUCCCACCUUUCAUAGAAAUCUCUGUCGUCUUGUCAUGCGUCAUCAGUCUUUCGAGGUAUUCUCCAAGGGGUCUAUCCUGCUUGCUGCCUUUGCAGCAUUUGCGCCCUUGUGCGGAAGUUUCAGCGUCACCACCACCAGCGACGCUAAUGUCCUUGCCAAUGCCAUCUUCAAUGGUCCCGGGAUAACAGUUCUACAAGCGACCUUUUCGGGAGCGGCCGUCAGCUCUGGGACAUUCACUGACGGCCUUGGUGGCAUUGGAAACGGCGCCAUCUUGACGUCUGGGACCGCCGGUGGGGCUCUUCCAGGUGGCAAUCAAUACAGUGACAACGGCGCGGCCGGUUCUGACACAUACUGCGGUGCGAAUACAUUCAAUGCUGCAAUCCUGACUGUGGGUAUCGCCAUCGACCCCGGAUAUAAUGGCGUCCAAGUCGAGUUCAUCCUCGCAUCGGUAGAGGAGGGGUAUGUGAACUUACAAGUCAGUAUGGACUGGUGUAAUUACAGGCUUACUGACACUUUGCAGUGAAUCUCCUGAUCCUAUCGGCAUCUUUCUAGUCAGCCAACAGUAUGCCACCUAUGGCGGCAACAGAAUUACGGCCGUAUCUGAACUCCUUCAGGACCCGAUCGGAAUCACGCCGCCAAACAGCGUCACGUCCUACCCGGGGUCAUCCCCUCCUCUCCUCGUGGGGAUCACUGCGUCUGGAGCCCAGACCAUGGUAUUUGCCAUUUGCGACUCUGGCGAUAAUAAUUAUGAUUCCGCCCUGAUGCUCAAUGCUGCUGGCUGUGUCAACUGUGACUCUGUGGCCAAGAUUGACUAUGUCACCAUAACCUCAAUUGUUGCCGCAGGACAGGAGUACACAUCGACGGUCAAGGCUUCAGGGACUGUCUCGGGUACUGUUACUAUUGGAGCGACAGCUACGACAACAUCGACUACCAGCUCUUCAUCUAGUCCUUCUUCCAGCUCUUCUUCCAGCUCUUCUUCCAGCUCUUCUUCUAG